Parastagonospora nodorum SN15 is the source of this 774-nucleotide messenger RNA. The record is from the annotation of a RefSeq genome assembly. NCBI's taxonomy places the organism in Eukaryota, Fungi, Ascomycota, Dothideomycetes, Pleosporales, Phaeosphaeriaceae.
AUGUUUAACUAUCACACAAUAAUAAGCCCUCUUGACCAAUUUGAAAUAAGAAACUUGUUUAGCAUAGAUACACCUUUAUUAGCCAAUAUGAACCUAUCUAUUACUAAUAUAGGGUUAUAUAUGACAAUAGCUGCUUUUAUAGCUUUCUAUUUUAGUAUUUUAGCUACUAACCAUUCAAGAAUUACUCCAAACAAAUGAUCUUUAAGUCAAGAAACAUUAUAUGCAACAAUACACAGUAUUGUAGUAAACCAAAUUAAUAAUAAAAAUGGUCAAGUAUACUUUCCAUUUAUGUAUGCAUUAUUUAUUUUUAUUUUAAUUAAUAAUUUAAUAGGAAUGGUUCCUUAUAGUUUUGCAUCAACAUCUCAUUUUAUUUUAACAUUCUCACUUAGCUUUACUGUUGUAUUAGGUGCAACAGUAUUAGGAUUUAAAGAACAUGGAUUAAAAUUCUUUUCUUUAUUUGUUCCAGCUGGUUGUCCUUUAGGGUUAUUACCUUUAUUAGUUAUUAUCGAGACUAUUUCAUAUCUUGCUCGUAAUGUUUCUUUAGGGUUAAGAUUAGCUGCUAACGGACUUUCAGGACAUAUGUUACUAAAUAUACUUAGUGGUUUUACAUACAAUAUUAUGAGUUCUGGUAUUAUUUUCUUUAUAUUAGGAUUAUUACCAUUAGCCUUUAUAAUUGCCUUUUCUGGAUUAGAAUUAGGUAUUGCCUUUAUACAAUCUCAAGUGUUUGUAGUUCUAUCUUGUUCAUAUAUAAAAGAUGCAUUAGAAUUACAUUAG